Messenger RNA from Podospora anserina S mat+, 1929 nucleotides. RefSeq lists its product as uncharacterized. Gene Ontology annotation, molecular function: FAD binding; oxidoreductase activity. The transcript is spliced from 2 exons. Lineage: Eukaryota; Fungi; Ascomycota; Sordariomycetes; Sordariales; Podosporaceae. The record is from RefSeq and is a predicted model, not a curated record. The coding region runs from base 1 to 1929 and encodes 642 amino acids.
AUGCGCCUUUUCCGAGCUCUGGUUGUCGGCGUCCUGUUGGUCUCCGCGUCAGCGAAAAAGGAUGAACCCAACUUUCCAUUCGAGACCAAGCAAUUGUCCAAGCGAGAGACGACAAAGCACCCGAAUAUCGCCUUUGGAGAUCCCUCCUCGGUGCCCCUCAACCACGACCGACCGACAUGCAAGAUCGGACCCCAAGAUGCGGCUUGGCCUACCCUGAACGAAUGGUCAAAAUUGAAUACAACGCUCGGUGGCAGGCUCCUGAAGCCAUCUCCAGCACCCAUUGUCUGUUAUCCAGGGCCAAAUUACAAUGCGGCUGCUUGUGAGUUCCUCGUCGGCGGCACGACCAGGCGCACCAGAUUCUGGCUUGACGAUCCCCUCAGUGUGCUCAGCCCCUGGACUCAGGGGAAUACAUGUCUGUUAUCUGCCAACGUCAGUGGUCCUCUGAGAAGCUGCACACAGGGAGGAUUUCCGGAGUAUGUGGUCAAUGCCACGUCCGUGAGGGAUGUGCAGAUAGCUGUCAACUUUGCUCGGAACAGUAAUAUCAGGUUGAUCAUCAAGAACACGGGCCAUGACUUCUUGGGUCGUUCAAACGGCUACGGAUCACUAAGCGUGUGGACACAUCACCUAAAGGGCAUCGAAUACCUCCAAAGCUACAAGGCCAGUCAAUACAAGGGCUCAGCAGUCAGGCUCGGUGCUGGAACCGAGACCUGGGAGGCAAACAAUGCCAUGAUCGCGCAGAACUUCACCAUCGCCGUGCCCAAGCUUCCCACCGAGACGGUUGGCAUCGCUGGCGGCUGGUUCCAAGGAGGUGGCCACUCCAAUCUGGCUUCUCUCUGGGGCCUUGGAGCCGAUCAAGUCCUGAGUAUCAACCUUGUCACUGCCGAUGGCAGAUUCACGACGGCAAACAAGGACACUAACAAAGACCUCUUCUUUGCCCUGCGUGGCGGAGGUGGAGGCACCUACGGCGUCGUCACCUCGAUCGUUGUCAAGGCCUCCAAGGGACUGAUCACCCUCGGCACCGCUACCUACGGCUUCACUACAGGUCCAAUUGCCCCCACGACGUUACAGAACCCAACCGCCAAUAUCACCAAUACCCAAGACUUUUGGAAAGGGGUAGAGAUCUACCUGGCCUUUGCGAAAAAGGUCGUCGACGCCGGCGGCUUCGGCCACGGAGACGUCACCUACCACGGCAACACAAGUUUCUCCUUUGUGGGAAUAUUCCUUAUGCCCGGGUUCUCCGCAAGCAAGACUCAGGAGUUCGUUAACCCCCUGUUCCAGUCGUUUCGUGAUGAAGCCGGCAUCAACAUCACCACUCCUGUCGCCACGGUGGUCACCUAUGCUGAACCUGGGAAUGGGACAAACACCGCGCCGGGAAGCGGUACUUUCUCUUCACGCCUUCUUCCCCGAAAUAACUGGGCCAACUCAACCAGUAUAUCUCAGACUUCCAGCGCAAUCAAAAGAGCAGUGGAAAAGGGCUUCAACAUCCGCACCCGAGCCUACGGUCCAAAGCUCGAUCUGGUGACAGGACCCUACGCAGCGAGUGGUGUGAGCCCCCACAUGAGAAGUAUGGUCAUCCACCUGACGGUCUUCUCUCUGCUCGACGUGUCAUCGCUCUGGGUGUUGGAGUCCACACCCGGUGAAGCAGCGAGCAAGUUCAAGGCAGAGCUGGCUAGGCUGGAGGAUGCAACUGAUGAGAUUCGAUGUGUGACUCCCGGGAGCGGGGCGUAUUACAAUGAAGCUGGGAGGUUGGAGCCAGACUGGCAGGAGAGUUUCUUUGGGGGGGAGAAUUAUGGGCGGUUGUUGAGGGUGAAGAGGGAGAGGGAUCCUUGGGGGUUGUUUUGGGUUCAUAAGGGGGUUGGGAGUGAGGGGUGGAGGGUGGAGACGGGGGAUGGGUUGACGACGAAUAAUGGGCCGUUGUGUAGGGUUUGA